This is a messenger RNA of Olea europaea var. sylvestris, 525 nucleotides long. RefSeq lists its product as uncharacterized. The transcript is spliced from 2 exons. Lineage: Eukaryota; Viridiplantae; Streptophyta; Magnoliopsida; Lamiales; Oleaceae. Bases 1 to 525 code for a protein of 174 amino acids. The record is from RefSeq and is a predicted model, not a curated record.
AUGGCACCACCUAUUCAUACAAAUUUGAUGCGUGACUUACUGCGAGCGGUACAAGAGUUGAGUAGGCAAAAUCAAGCACCUCCAUCAAAAAAUGCACCGCCACAACAGAAUACACCACAUUUUGCCGUUGGAGCUGUCUCAGUGGUUGAGCAGUUUCGUAGGUACAAGCCUUCUACUUUUGACGGUAAUUCUGAACCACUGGUUGUCGAAGAGUGGAUAAGAGGCCUGGAGCGCAUAUUUCGACACAUUGCUUGUACAGAUGCACAGAAAAUAUUAUGCGCAGAAUUUAUGUUGAUUGGAGCAGCUGGUCACUGGUGGGAAUCUGUUUCACGUACAAGGACGAAAGAGCAGCAAUGUAGUCUGACUUGGGAGCAGUUUAAAGAUGAACUCAGACAGGGGAACAUGUCACUUACUGAUUACGAAAGGCAAUUUGAGCAACUCUCAAGGUAUGCCCCGCACUUGGUGGAUACAGAAGUUAAGAAAAUUAGAGGUUCGAGAAUGGACUACGCCCUGAGAUCAGGAUGA